Molecule: messenger RNA, 2340 nt
Organism: Suricata suricatta (meerkat)
Lineage: Eukaryota; Metazoa; Chordata; Mammalia; Carnivora; Herpestidae
Gene: PRSS53
Product: serine protease 53
Exons: 8
Coding region: 338-2257 (639 amino acids)
Biological process (GO): proteolysis
Molecular function (GO): serine-type endopeptidase activity
Source: RefSeq, a predicted model, not a curated record
UUUUAAAUAUUUUUAUAUAUUAAAUAUAUAUAUAUAUAUUCAAUUCUGAGUUUUUCAUACAAAACACAUAGGGGUUAACUGUCCAAGGUCAAGAUCACUCAUGUAGUAAGUGGGGGAACUGGGAGUUGAACCAAGGCAGUCUGGCCAUGGCUGAGGCCCAGAGAGGGGUGGUGAAUGGCCCAGGGUAACACAGUCACAACCCCAGAGCUAGGAGCUGCUGGCUCCCUUCUGGCACCUGACUCAAGCCAACUGGGGGCGGAGCAGAGGUGGAGCUAGGGAGACCCAGCUUGGCCUCUCUGAAAACCAGAGUACAGGCGGCAGAGUGGCCUGGAGCAGCAUGAAGCAGAGCUGGGGACCAGAGCUGCUCAUCCUGGGAGCGGUGGUCCUCCUGGAGGGUCUUCAAGCAGCUCAGCACGUAUGUGGGCAGCGCGGCCCUGGCCCCCCCGAGCCUCAGGAGGGCAACACGGUACGUGGGGAGUGGCCGUGGCAAGCCAGUGUGAGGAGGCUCGGGGUCCACAUCUGCAGCGGAUCCCUGGUGGCGGACACCUGGGUCCUCACUGCUGCCCACUGCUUUGAAAAGGCAGCACUGACAGAACUGAACUCCUGGUCAGUUGUCCUGGGUUCUCUGCACCGUGAAGGGCUGAGCCCAGGGGCCGAGGAGGUGGGGGUGACUGCUCUGCAGCUGCCGAGGGCCUAUAACCACUACAGCCAGGGCUCAGACCUGGCCCUGCUCCGGCUCGCCCACCCCGUGGCCCACAUGCCCCUCUGCUUGCCCCAAUCUACUCAUCGCUUUCCUUUCGGGACCUACUGCUGGGCUACUGGUUGGGAUCAGGACACCAAUGAUGGUAAGUGCUGUCCCAGACUGAAGCUCAGAGAGGCACUAUGCUUGCCCAAGGUCACACAGCCUCAGCUGCCAAUUGUCCUUGUGCUCGGUCUCCCUUGUACCCCCCCCCCUCCGCCCCCGCCAAUUCCCUUUCUUUUGCCAGCUCCCAGGUCACUACGGAAUCUGCGCCUGCGUCUAAUCAGCCGCCCCACGUGUAAUUGUCUCUACAACCGGCUGCACCAGCGGCUGCUGGCCAGCCCAGCUCGGCCUGGGAUGCUGUGUGGGGGCGCCCAGCCUGGGGUGCAGGGGCCCUGUCAGGGAGAUUCUGGGGGCCCCGUGCUGUGCCGUGAGGCUGACGGACAUUGGGUUCAGGCUGGGAUCAUCAGCUUUGCGUCAAGCUGUGCCCAAGAAGACACGCCUGUGCUUCUGACCAACACGGCGGCUCAUAGCUCCUGGCUGCAGGCUCGAGCUCAGGGAGCAGCCUUCCUGUCCCAGAACCCAGAGAUCCCGGAGAUCAGUGAUGAGGACAGCUGUGUAGCCUGUGGAUCCUUGAGAGGAGGAGGUCCCCAGGCAGGAGCUCCCUCCCCAUGGCCCUGGGAUGCCAGGCUGAAGCACCAGGGGAAGCUAGCCUGUGGUGGAGCCCUGGUGUCAGAGGAGGUAGUGCUGACUGCUGCCCACUGCUUCAUUGGGCGCCAGACCCCAGAGGAAUGGAGCAUAGGGCUGGGGGCCGGGCCAGAGGAACGGGGCCUGAAGCAGAUCAUCCUGCAUGGGGCUUAUACCCACCCAGAAGGGGGCUACGAUGUGGCACUCCUGCUGCUGGCCCAACCUGUGACACUGGGCCCCAGCCUUCGGCCCCUCUGCCUGCCAUAUGCCGACCACUACCUGCCUGAUGGGGAACGUGGCUGGGUCCUGGGGCUGCCCCGCCAAGAAGCAGGUGCCAGCUCCCCUCAGACAGUGCCUGUGACCCUCCUGGGACCCAGGGCCUGCAGCCGGCUGCACUCAACUCUUGGGAGCAACAAUAUCCCCAUUCUGCCAGGGAUGGUGUGUACCAGUGUUGUGGGUGAGCCGCCCCACUGUGAGGUGAGCCUGUCCCCCAAACCUUAUUCCACAGACCCCCUGGCAUCUUUAUCCUGGAACUCACAGACAGACCUUCUGUCAGGCUUGGCCUCUGGACCUGCCUCUCACUUGAAAUUGGGCCAUCCUGCCAACUGGCUCCCAAAUAGCCAGAGCCUCAUCCCAGCCCCUAGCCCCUUCUGCCCCCACGGCUGCCUAGGGAAGUCACCCAGUGUCACCCGACUCCUGACAGGGCCUGUCUGGGGCACCGCUGGUGCACGAGGUGAGGGGCACAUGGUUCCUGGCGGGGCUACACAGCUUUGGAGAUGCCUGCCAAGGGCCUGCAAGGCCUGCGGUCUUCGCGGCACUUCCCGCCUAUGAGAACUGGGUCAGCAGUUUGGACUGGCAGGUCUAUUUUGCUGAGGAGCCGGAGCCCGAGGCAGAGACUGGAAGCUGCUUGGCCA